Molecule: messenger RNA, 576 nt
Organism: Microthlaspi erraticum
Lineage: Eukaryota; Viridiplantae; Streptophyta; Magnoliopsida; Brassicales; Brassicaceae
Source: the annotation of a GenBank genome assembly
AUGGGUUUCAAGAAGAGGACUCCAAUUGAUAUUGGUGAUGCCGUUGUUGCUUCGAAGCUGGCGCCGAAGAAGAGAAGGAUUGAGUCUCCGAAGCUGAGAGAUUCUCUUUCUCCUCCUCCCCAAAGUUCUUCCGUCGCGUCGCAAACGAGGGCUUCAUCACAGGUGAGGACGACCUUGUCUUCUGCUGCCGAGAAGACUCCGGAGAGGGUGAUUGUCCUUGACUCUCCUCCUUCUUCGGAUCAAGAUGACGAGGAGUCCCGUCAAGACGAGAGUGCGUCUCGUCAAGAUGAUGAUCUGGGAACUCCGCAACGUGAUGCUUUACCUGCUCAGGGAGAGGAGUUCCUUACUUCUCGCGACGACGGUCCCUCUUUUGAUCAGCGCAGGAACGGCGGUCCUGAGGAAGGUGGAUCGUCUCGUCGUCCUGGAGAGGAUCCCUUCGAUGAUGAUGAGAAGAUGUCUCUUUAUUCAGAGGCAGGUGGUUCUGUUCUUGAGUCUAAUCCUGGUGCUAAGGAUGAUGUCGAGGUGCCAAAGACUGAGCCCGGGAGUUGUAAUCCUAAUGUGGUGAAGACAUGGUGA